UAUUUCUCAUGCAUCCUGAUUACGCUUACGGGGCUAUGGGUUGUCCACCACGUGUUCCACCCAAUAAAGAAGUGGUAUUUGUUGUUCAUUUGAUCGAUUAUGUUGAUGACGACGGCUGCGCACAAACAUAUCAAAAUCUCAACGAAGAGGAGAAACGGUUUAGCUGUGUGAAACCGUUUGUGAUGCAUAUGUUUGCGACUGCCAAAGGCUAUUGCAAUAAAUACAACUACAAACAGGCGAUACGAGAAUACAGAAAAAUUAUUGAUCGUUGUCAUAUACUAGGCUUCCUUGACAUCGCAAUUUUAAAGGAUAGUAAUUUCAUGACUUACUCACUUACUUUGGAGGCAGUCAAAUUAAACAAUGAGGCCGAAGAAAAAGAAAUAAAUGAGCAACUUUCACGAGCCUGUACUAACCUUGGAAUUUGUUACAACAGGGAAAACUUUCCUCUUAAAGCAUGUAUGAUCUUACAUCGAGUGCCAAUACCAUCAGCUAAAACCCAUUAUCAUCACGGGAAAGCUUUGCUGACCAUUGGAGAAUACAAUGCCUCAAUGACGGAGUUACAGAAAGCUCUUGUAUUAGAUCCGCGGAACGAAACCAUUAGAAAAGCUAUUCAGACAACGAAUGUAAAACAGCGUGAGUAUCUGGAGAUAGAGAAACGUUUGUUGAAAAAUUGCUUCAAGUCCAAGGAAGAACAAAACAAA
Messenger RNA from Wasmannia auropunctata (little fire ant), 701 nucleotides. RefSeq names its product inactive peptidyl-prolyl cis-trans isomerase shutdown-like. NCBI's taxonomy places the organism in Eukaryota, Metazoa, Arthropoda, Insecta, Hymenoptera, Formicidae. Gene Ontology annotation, molecular function: peptidyl-prolyl cis-trans isomerase activity; protein binding. The annotation marks the transcript as partial. The record is from RefSeq and is a predicted model, not a curated record. The transcript has 5 exons.